This is a messenger RNA of Chiloscyllium plagiosum (whitespotted bambooshark), 1624 nucleotides long. RefSeq names its product b(0,+)-type amino acid transporter 1. Gene Ontology annotation, cellular component: membrane. Lineage: Eukaryota; Metazoa; Chordata; Chondrichthyes; Orectolobiformes; Hemiscylliidae. Gene Ontology annotation, biological process: amino acid transmembrane transport. Gene Ontology annotation, molecular function: L-amino acid transmembrane transporter activity. The record is from RefSeq and is a predicted model, not a curated record.
CACUGACAUUCAGCGAAGGCACAAACUGCAUCGCUUUUCAAUCAAGUGCGGACAUGGAUGCACGUACAAAAAAACUGCAUUUAAAACGUGAAGUCGGAUUAAUCAGUGCUGUUUGUUUAAUUGUUGGGACAAUGAUCGGCUCAGGCAUCUAUAUGUCUCCAGAGUGGGUGUUGCAAUAUAUUGGGAGUCCUGGAGCCAGCCUUGUGGUAUGGGCAGCCUGUGGAUUGGUGUGCACGAUAGCCGCUCUUGCAUAUGUAGAACUUGGCACUGCUAUAAAAGAAUCCGGUGGAGAGUACAUAUAUAUCCUAAGAAACUUUGGUCCUAUUCCUGCCUUCCUGUUGUCCUGGACCUCUGUGUUUAUAGCUAGACCCGCAGGAAUUGCAGCGAUGUCUUUGAGCUUAGCCCAAUAUAUUGCAGCUCCAUUCUAUGUUGCAUGCCUACCACCAACAUUUGUGGUUAAAUGUACGGCAGCUGCAAGCAUUUUAAUUCUUGGUAUUAUAAAUGGUCUUAAUGUAAAACUGGCAACCCACAUUCAAAACAUUUUCACUUUUGCUAAGCUACUAUCCCUACUUAUCAUUGUGACUGGGGGGGUAGUGUUACUAUUCAAUGGACACACGCGCAGUUUUCAGAAUGCCUUUCAAGGAACAGUGGCAGGAUUUGGCUCAGUGGGGAUUGCAUUCCAACAAGGGAUGUGGUCCUAUGAUGGAUGGAAUAAUUUAAAUUAUGUGACUGAAGAAAUCAGACGUCCUGAGGUGAACCUGCCUCGAGCUUUAUUGAUUUCACUUCCGUUGGUGACCCUGCUGUAUUUAAUGGCAAAUAUCAGCUACCUGGCAGCCAUGAGUCCAGCUGAGAUGUUGGCAUCUGAUGCUGUGGCCGUAACCUGGGGAAACAAGGUGCUGGGCAGCUGGGCGUGGCUGAUGCCAUUGUCUGUUGUACUUUCCACAUUUGGGUCUGUAAACGGUAGUUUCUUCACUGGAGGUCGCGGUUGUUAUGUAGCAGCCAGAGAAGGUUCACUGCCAGAUAUUCUGUCCAUGGCUCACGUCCACCGUCUGACACCGUUGCCUGCCCUUUUGUUUACAGCUCUCAUUGCUUUGAUAAUGUUAAUCCCGGGAGAUUUUGAGUCAAUAGUCAAUUAUUUCAGUUUCACAGCUUGGAUGUUUUAUAGUCUAACCUUUGCUGCAUUGGUGUAUAUGAAAAUUAAGAGGCCUCAUCUUCAUCAGCCCUUCAAAGUGCCGAUGCUUGUGCCAGUGUUCAUGCUAAUUAUUUCAACCUACCUGGUGGUGGCGCCAAUUGUUGGAAAUCCUCGGAUUGAAUACUUGUUUGUUUUUGUAUUCAUGCUGUGCGGUCUCUUGAUUUAUUUCCCUUUGAUUCACUUCAAAUUAUGGGCAGGCUCAUUGGGCCAGGCAACUGUGUUUCUGCAGUUGCUACUAGAGGUUGCACCAACCCAGGCAAACCUAGACUGAUUAUACAAAAUGGAAAAUAUUACAGAUGCUGGAAAUCGCAACAGAAUCAGCAAACCAUGGAAACACUCAAAAGUUGAGGUGUCAUCUAUGGUGAAAACAGACAGGAUGUUGCACUACUAUAAUUUAUCUUUAUUAAAAAAAUGAUUGUUGAUUUGCUGUUA